This is a messenger RNA of Coccidioides posadasii C735 delta SOWgp, 1254 nucleotides long. It is a transcript of the gene NPY1, whose product is annotated as NADH pyrophosphatase. Gene Ontology annotation, biological process: NAD+ catabolic process; NADP+ catabolic process. NCBI's taxonomy places the organism in Eukaryota, Fungi, Ascomycota, Eurotiomycetes, Onygenales, Onygenaceae. The record is from RefSeq and is a predicted model, not a curated record. Gene Ontology annotation, molecular function: NADH pyrophosphatase activity; metal ion binding. Gene Ontology annotation, cellular component: cytosol; peroxisome.
AUGUCCCGCCCUUUUGCCGAGAACCCAAGCCCAGAGCACCUGGAGCACGACUCAAUGCUCGCACGCAAAUUCGGAAAAGAAACUGCAAACUAUUUCUCAAGUUCCCCUCUUAACCGGGUUUCGUUCCUACGGUCAGAAUCUCCGUUCUUAUCCAGUGCCUUGAGACAUCCCACAGCUCGCUUUUUACUAUUUAAUCAGCUCGCACCUCUCGUACGAUCACCGGCAGAAAUCUUCUAUGCCACGUACAAAGAUGUCGAGUCACUUGUGCCAGCGGACAUGUUUGACAAGUCAGAAGAAGAUGUGCUCAAAUCUUACCAUUCCGGCACCCUGCUCCCUUUACUGGUGUUUUUAGGAUUAGACGAAUCGCGCGCAGAGAUCGGACUGAAGUAUAAGAACUAUGUAGGCGUUCCAUAUUUCGCCUUGGACGUAACACCGAAAGGUGGACUGGAACACAAGGCUAGAGGGAUAAUUGAUACCUUGGAAGCUACUGGACUAUCUUUCUAUAACACACGGACAAUCACUAGCUUCCCGCCAGGAGAUGCCGCAAUCUAUGCCCAAUCCCGCGCCAUAAUAGACUGGAACGUCCGGAACUCCUUCUGCGGCACUUGUGGCCACCCAACGAUUUCCAUACAAGCCGGCACCAAACGAGCCUGUCCACCCAUAGACCUCGGUCUCAUCGAAAACGGAACUUCCUCGGACGGCGCCCGCCCACCCUGUCACACGCGCACCACAUUAUCCAACCUCUGUUUCCCCCGAACAGACCCCACCAUUAUCGUCGCAGUGCUCAGCCACGACGGCAACCGCAUCCUCCUCGGUCGUCAAAAGCGCUGGCCGCCAAACUGGUACUCCACGCUUGCAGGUUUCAUCGAGCCGGGCGAGUCCGUGGAGGACGCCGUGCGUAGAGAAGUCUGGGAAGAGUCCGGCGUGGUGUUGUCGCGCGUGAUUAUACACAGCACGCAACCGUGGCCGUAUCCAGCGAACCUGAUGAUUGGAGCUAUCGCUCAAGUGGCGAAGCCGGAAAAUGAGACGAUUAGUAUCGUGCAUGAUCCGGAGUUGGAGGAUGCGCAAUGGUUCGAGAUCGCUGAGGUUGAGGAGGCCCUGAGAGUCGGCACGAGCGCACUGGGCGCUGAGCCGGGCCCGGAAUAUAAGAAGGGUAGCUUGAGGUUGCCGCCUAAGACGGCGAUCGCCUAUCAGUUGAUAUCUGCGGUGGUCAAGGGUGAGUAUUUGGGCGCUCCGCAUGGGUCGAAGAUAUGA